AUGAGAGAGGAUAAGGAGAGGACUCCCAAGGAAAGAACGUCAGCCAUAAUGCUGGCGAUGAGGACGGUGCCGGGCCGCGCUGUUUCUGCGCCAACUGCCGUCACCGGUAACAGAGUUCUGCGUAUCUCCGCGGAAGGACUUGUGAAUCCGCUCGCUCACUUGCCACUGUAG
Gryllus bimaculatus (two-spotted cricket) is the source of this 171-nucleotide messenger RNA. Lineage: Eukaryota; Metazoa; Arthropoda; Insecta; Orthoptera; Gryllidae. The record is from the annotation of a GenBank genome assembly.